ACUCUCACUCCUUUUCUCUUCACUGCUAUACGCGUUUUCGUUUAUUUUAGUAUUCACAUCUGUACAUUUUCUCCUUCUGCUAUUUUUGAACUGUUUCCACUUGAAGUGAUGCACUUCUGUGUUCUCCAAAGUGAAUCACUGAAUGACGUUAGAUCUAUUUUUUCAAGUCAUCAGUGCCAUUGAAGACCUUAUUUUUCACUACAUUUUUGUUUCUUCUUUCUUCAGUCUUAUGGUUAUCAGUACGGCAGUAGGUGGACUCCCUGAAGUUUUACCAGAACACUUCAUUCGACUUGCUCCAGCGAAAGCUUCUGAGCUAGCCUCCGUUGUCGCGGAUUCAAUCAUUCAAGUUCGUCAACUACGCAAAAAUUCAAAGUUAACAAAUGAUAUGAAUGAGUCUUGUGAUCACUUAACCUCAGAUAAGUCAGAAGUCUGUAGACCUCCCAAUCCUUUAUGUCGAUUUUCACUAGCAACGAAUGCGCUGAAAUAUAUCGAUGGUACUGAAUACCAGUGUAAUUCAAUUACUGAUCAUUGUUGGCAUAUGCACAAAUGGAUACGUGGUACAUAUUCCUGGCCUAAAGUUGCUAAACGUACAGAAAAAGUCUAUGCUGCUGCUAUGUCCAGACCAACUGUAUCAUUACGGAAGAGAAUAACCAGGUUAUAUCAACUUGGACCAUUCACAGGGAAACUGACUUUUUUCAUAGCCCUAUUACAUUGGCUUUUUCUUCAGUUUUUGUGUUGGAUUCGACCUGAACAGAUGAUUGAUAUUCUUCCUUCGAUUGACACACCAAUUGAAGACUUCAGUGACAAUGAUCAAGAGGAUUCGUCAAUCGACAAGAGCGAUACUGUUCAUUAG
Messenger RNA from Trichobilharzia szidati, 853 nucleotides. The record is from the annotation of a GenBank genome assembly. Lineage: Eukaryota; Metazoa; Platyhelminthes; Trematoda; Strigeidida; Schistosomatidae.